ACGAUGUCUAUCCGGAUAUCAAAUAUGAACGGUGGAGCCCAACUAUGGAUAUUAACGCAAAAACCUACCUGGAUGCAUGGGAUGUAUUAGAAUAAAUUACCGCUGAUUUGCGCUCGAAAGAUCAACAGCCCACUUCACUGAUGAGGUCAGAGACACCCAUACGAGAGGAGGACUGAGCAGGCCCCUCGCCAGCACGGCUCUCCUCUGGAGAAGCCCAGGUGCAACAGCAGCAGGGGCAGCUUUUCCCCAUCCAACUCCCUAGGACCCAAAAGUCCUAAACUCCACAUUUCCUCUCUUAGUGGGUCCCCGCGAGCGUUCAAAACUGUUUCUCCAACGCUUCUACCAAAAACUCAGACUGUUUUCCAGAGCAGAAGCAGCGGUUGGGCCCAGCUGCUCCUCCUCCCAGGGGGAAGCCAUGGGGAGCGUGCGAAGCCACCGCUACAGCAUUGUCUCCUCCGAGGAAGACGGCAUGAAGCUAGCCGCCAUCGCCGCCGUGCCCAAUGGCUACGCCAACGGCACGGUGGCCAAGGUUCACGCGGCGCAGCAGCAGGCUGUGAGCCGCUUCGUCCAGAAAGACGGCCACUGCAACGUGCAGUUCAUCAACAUGAGCGAGAAGGGCCAGCGUUACCUUGCCGACCUGUUCACCACCUGUGUGGACAUCCGCUGGCGCUGGAUGUUGAUCAUCUUCUGCCUGUCCUUCCUCCUCUCCUGGCUCUUCUUCGGCUUCGUCUUCUGGCUGGUAGCGCUCUCCUACGGCGACCUGGAGAACGAGACGCAGAUGUGCGUGUCUAACGUCAACAGCUUCACCGCCGCCUUCCUCUUCUCCGUGGAGACACAGACCACCAUUGGCUACGGCUACCGCUACGUCACUGAGGAGUGUCCCGUGGCCGUCUUCAUGGUGGUCUUCCAGAGCAUCUUCGGCUGCAUCAUCGACGCCUUCAUCAUUGGCGCCGUCAUGGCUAAGAUGGCCAAGCCCAAGAAGAGGAACGAGACGCUGAUCUUCAGCCACUACGCUACGGUGGCCAUGCGGGACAGCAAGCUGUGCCUGAUGUGGCGCGUGGGGAACCUGCGUAAGAGCCACCUGGUGGAGGCCCACGUGCGCGCCCACCUCCUCAGGUCGCGAACCACGGCCGAAGGCGAGUAUAUCCCCCUGGACCAGAUGGACAUCGACGUGGGCUUCGACAGCGGCGUCGACCGCGUCUUCCUGGUGUCACCCAUCACUAUUGUCCAUGAGAUCGACGAGGACAGCCCCUUGUAUGAGAUGAGCAAACAGGAGCUGGAAACGUCCCAGUUUGAGAUGGUGGUGAUCCUGGAAGGUAUGGUGGAAGCCACGGCCAUGACCACCCAGUGCCGCAGCUCCUACGUGGCCAGCGAGGUUCUCUGGGGCCACCGCUUCGAGCCAGUCCUGUUCGAGGAGAAUAACUACUACAAGGUGGACUACUCGCGCUUCGAGAAAACCUACGAGGUGAGCAGCACGCCCCAGUGUAGUGCCAGGGACCUGGCCGAGAAGAAGUCUCUGGUCUCUUGCUCCAACUCCUUCUGUUAUGAGAACGAGGUGGCCCUUGAAAAAGUGGAGAUGGAGGAGACGUUUGACGAGGAGAAAGAGGAGGAUGGGGAGGAGAAGGAGGAGGUAAAAAUGGAGGAUCAGGGUGCUAUUGAGAACGGCAUUGAGAACGCAACACUGGAGGAGACAAACACAGACACAGUCUCUGUACAUUCUGAACACAAUCAGGAUACCAGGAGUCUGACGAUGCCUUCAGAAGCAAGGCCUCUAAGACGAGAAUCAGAAAUAUGACUGCAGAGAUGUUAGGGAGGAAAUACUACAUGAAAUACUAUUAUGAUAGGUUUGACCUUUGCUCCUAACGUCUGUCUGUACUACUGCAGGAUGGCUUGACUGUGAGGUGAGUGUCCUUUUCUGAGGAAGACACUCAGGCACAAGUGAAUACAGAAUUAACAGACCAGAGAAAAUUAUGCAAUAUUAUUUAUUCUCUUUACACAAGUCCCUCAUCUGGUGGGAAGCGAUGGUAGAUUGACUGAGAGGAGUUGAUGGCUCUUCUGGCCCGUGGCACUAUAGGAAUGAGACGGGUUAGGUAGCAUUUUACACAGUGUGUGUGUGUGUGUGUGUGUGUGUGUGUGUGUGUGUGUGUG
This is a messenger RNA of Oncorhynchus masou masou (cherry salmon), 2148 nucleotides long. Its product is annotated as inward rectifier potassium channel 2-like. The coding region runs from base 416 to 1795 and encodes 459 amino acids. Gene Ontology annotation, cellular component: plasma membrane. Gene Ontology annotation, biological process: regulation of monoatomic ion transmembrane transport; potassium ion import across plasma membrane. The transcript is spliced from 2 exons. The record is from RefSeq and is a predicted model, not a curated record. Gene Ontology annotation, molecular function: inward rectifier potassium channel activity. Lineage: Eukaryota; Metazoa; Chordata; Actinopteri; Salmoniformes; Salmonidae.